AUGGCAAGUGAAAUGACUAAAGGGCAGAUUACUCUACCAAUGAAUAUAGCUAGAACCAUCCAAAAUACCAAAUUCCACGUAAUUGAAGGGGGUAUGAGGUACAAUGCCCUACUCAGAAGGCCUUGGAUCAACAAUAUGAAGGCAGUGCCUUUGACCCUCCACCAAGUAAUGAAAUUCCCUACGUCGGACGGCGUGAAAAUAGUAUACGGGGAGCAACAUGCUGCAAAGGAAAUGUAUACGAUCAAUAAGGAAAUAGAGGAUGACGAGGAAGAGUUUCUGACACCUCUUGCUUUCAUCACCCCCGACGACUCCGACGCCACUAAAUCUACGAUUGAAGAACUGGAGCAGGUUAUAUUAAUCGAAUAUCUGUCCGAGAGAAAG
This is a messenger RNA of Nicotiana tabacum (common tobacco), 381 nucleotides long. The record is from RefSeq and is a predicted model, not a curated record. NCBI's taxonomy places the organism in Eukaryota, Viridiplantae, Streptophyta, Magnoliopsida, Solanales, Solanaceae.